Sphaeramia orbicularis (orbiculate cardinalfish) is the source of this 1164-nucleotide messenger RNA. RefSeq names its product CARD and death domain containing adaptor protein (gene cradd). Gene Ontology annotation, biological process: signal transduction; regulation of apoptotic process. NCBI's taxonomy places the organism in Eukaryota, Metazoa, Chordata, Actinopteri, Kurtiformes, Apogonidae. The transcript has 2 exons. The record is from RefSeq and is a predicted model, not a curated record. Gene Ontology annotation, molecular function: protease binding; death domain binding. Bases 114 to 731 code for a protein of 205 amino acids.
AGUAAUGUCCGGGAAGGUUGUAGCUAUGUCCAUGGCUUUAUCAACGAGUUUUUAUUAAAUUGAAUAAACGGUGGUAAUGAGAUAAGUAGUAAUUUACAGAGUAUUUCCUCAGUAUGGAGCCGAUACACAAAGAGCUACUGAGAAAACACAGACUUCUGCUGGCGGACGAGCUGUUAGUCGGUGAUAGUAUCGUUCCGUUUCUGUACCAGGAGCAGAUUUUAACUCUGACUCAGGUGGAAACUAUCGAUUCACAACCGAGCAACAAACACAAAACCCUGAAGCUGCUUGACAUCCUGCCGACCCGCGGGCCCCGAGCCUUCGACUCCUUCCUGCGGUCUCUGGAGGAGGACUUCAGCUGGGUCCGGGACAAACUGCUGCUGGAGCUCCAGACGCGACAUGAACCCGAAACCGAGCCUGGACUCGAAUCUGGAUCCACGGACUUCUCCCUUCCUGAUGACUCCCUCCUAAAGGUUCCUUCAGACCGGGAGCUGUCCCGCCUCGCAGCCCAUCUCGGAACGGAGUGGGAAUCAGUUCUGUUGGACUUGGGCCUGUCGGCAGCAGCAGUGUCUCGUUGCCGUGCCGACAACUCUCUCAGCAUCCACGGGGCAGCACUGACCGGCCUGGUCCAGUGGAGGCGGUCUGAAGGGAAGAAUGCCACGGUGCAGCGGCUGCUUCAAAGCUUGCAGGCCGCUGACUUUCACCCGUCCAUCCUGCAGAACGUUCUGCUCUGACAUAUCCGGAUGUUACUUUUAGAACUGAGAGUGGGAUUCUGGUCUGGACAGGACAUGGAUUAAAUAACACAUCUACACAAAGGACUAGUGUGUCUGCAAACCCAUAAUGUGUUCAUCCGUUUCUCAUCACUCAGCUUCCUUUAGUUGUAACUAAUAAAACUCAUAAAUGUCAGUAAAACAUAAGGAUUUACAGACUUCUACAGGUGGAAAGCAGCUGUAAGAUUCAAGAGCUGCUUUGACAAACAUUGAUCUUAAGUAGAAAGUGAAAAGAAACUAAAAUUCCAGCGAGUGUUUUCUGGGAGCUGACAGUGAGCCGGGUCAAAUAGACCUCAAUUUUACAUAAAAUAAACUUUCUAUGGAGGUGCCUUUUUAAACCUAAUUUAAACCAUAUGUCUUUUUGCUAAAAAAAAAAAAAAAAAAAAAAAAAAAAAAA